AUGGCGGAGGAGACCAUGCCGCAUGUCAUGCCUGCGCUGCUCAGCGGCGCGCAGCUCUCUCACUUACAGGCGCAGGAGACCUUGGGCACAGCGCAACUGCGGGAGGCCGUGAAGUGUCCCCCCAGUGUGGACGAGGAGACGUGGAUUGCCUCACAGAUGAAGGAGAUCUUUCUGGAGGUGGUCCGCAUGGUGCACUUCUUGACCUCCUUCUGUGAUGACACCACCUGCCCCAGGAUGUGUGCAGGCGAUGCGGAGUACAAGUGGGCCGAGGUGGAUGGCAGCGUCAGCUGGAUGCCGGCAGCGCGAUACAUGUCGCGACUCAUUGAGGACGUGGAUCAAAGGUUGAUCGACCAGAGCCUGAUUCCCACGGAUGGGUCGCCCAUGCCGCGGCACCUGCGGGGCGAGUUGGAGACGAUGCUGCGGCGCCUCUUCCGUGUUUAUGCACAUGCGUAUAUCCACCACUUCCGCACCAUCCAGGAGUGCGGCGCGGAAGCGCAUGUGAAUUGCAGCUUCAAGCACUUCCUUUUCUUUGUCUUGGAGUUUCAACUGGUCCGAAUGGAUGAGAUGUUGCCACUUUCUUUUGCUGCGCCGGUCCCCGCCCCUUGGCGCGCCCAUGUGACGCGCCCGGCAAUGGAGGACAAGGAGACGACUGGCCCUCGCCAGGAGAGAAGACAUGGACCGUUGUUGAGGGCGCUCACCGUGCGGAUCGUUGAAGUUUACAGCAACUGCUCUGGCGAGUAUGCCUACUCAACCAAUUCGAAUCCGAAGCGAACAUUGACUUGGCCCUGCAAUGGCGUUCACAAUGGAGGUUUGGACAACGCAGAACACAACUACAUCUGUCACGUUGGAGACAAGGUUAUGAACCAGGAUGCCAAUAAGUCCUACGAAAUCCUGGAGAGUCUAGGACAAGGCAGCUUUGGUCAAGUUCUGAAGUGUCAGGUGGACCAGUCGUUUGUAGCGCUGAAAAUCAGCAAGAACCGACCUGCGUACUUCAAUCAGGGCUGUGUGGAAGCGAACAUCCUGAAACGUUUGAAUUCCCUUUUCGAUUCCGACGACACGCAGCACAUCGUGCGGAUGUUGGAUGCCUUCGUCUUCCGAAAGCAUCUGUGCAUCGCCUUCGAGUUGUUGGAUAUGAACCUCUUGGAAUUCCUGAAGUGGAACAACUACAAAGGUGUGGCCAUGGCGACCAACCAGAGCGUCACGCGCGAACUCCUGGAGGCAUUGCGAUGUCUGAAUCAUGCGUCCCUGAUCCACUGUGACCUCAAGCCGGAGAAUGUGAUGGUGUGCAGCAUGAUGCCUAUGAGGAUCAAGUUGAUCGACUUCGGGUCUGCGUGCACAGAGAGCUCGAUGCUCCACAGCUACAUCCAAUCGCGCUUCUAUAGGUCACCCGAGGUGAUUUUGGGUCUUCCCUACAGCAGCGCCAUUGACCUCUGGAGUUUGGGAUGCAUCUCUGCUGAGCUCUGCUUAGGCUUGCCCCUCUUUCCAGGCCAGUGCGAGUAUGACCAACUGCGCUGCAUCACGAAGAUUUUGGGUCUGCCGCCCAAAGACAUGUUGGCCACGGGCUCCAAGAGCAAGCGGUACUUCAAACGUGAGGAGCGUGCGGAAUCGAAUUCAGAAGAGGCAGUGCCUGUGGAGAGCCAUGGCAGCCAUGCCUCAGGCGAUUCCUCUCUGGAGGCCAAUUCCGUUGCCACCACUGCCAGCAGUCGUGAGGCAACUGAGACCACAGAGGCAGCAGAAGGUUCAUCCUUCAAGGAGAUUUCGGGAAAGAAGAGCUGCUGGCGCUUGAAAACAGGAGAGGAGUACGAGCAUGACUUCAACAAGAAAGCAGUUCGUAGCAAGCGCAGCUGGAAUUUUACGUCAGUUGAGGACAUCGUGAAAGAUGUGCCUGAGGCCAAUCGCAACUGCUUCCUGCAGUUCCUGACAGGUCUUUUCCAGAUGGAUCCCAACAUGAGAUGGACGGCCAAGCAGGCUUUGCAGCAUCCCUUCGUGAACGAAGAAGAUGCAGGGAACCUCAGAGGUUUCCGAAGGGCCAGCUAUGAAGACCUGGACAAACUUUGGAUAGGCUCGCCGCGCCCGGUGGAUAUCUGGGUCGUGGGGGCCCAAAAAGGACACCAUGGGACUCAGUUGUCCUCGUCCAUGGCGAGUUGGAAUCGGAUCAACUGGGAUCAACUGGGAACGGCGGACGCGGCAGCGCGACAAAACAAUUGA
Molecule: messenger RNA, 2208 nt
Organism: Cladocopium goreaui
Lineage: Eukaryota; Dinophyceae; Suessiales; Symbiodiniaceae
Source: the annotation of a GenBank genome assembly